This is a messenger RNA of Cyclopterus lumpus (lumpfish), 2291 nucleotides long. It is a transcript of the gene dhrs4, whose product is annotated as dehydrogenase/reductase (SDR family) member 4. The record is from RefSeq and is a predicted model, not a curated record. Bases 1213 to 2049 code for a protein of 278 amino acids. The transcript has 9 exons. Gene Ontology annotation, molecular function: carbonyl reductase (NADPH) activity. NCBI's taxonomy places the organism in Eukaryota, Metazoa, Chordata, Actinopteri, Perciformes, Cyclopteridae.
AGACUCCGUGCAGAAGAAGCACAGCAGAGUCGGGGGAGGACACAUCACACAGUCCGGGGCGCCUCGUCGUCUCCGCCUUCACCCGGACGACACAUUCAUUUAUUUUAAAAGAACACACACACACACAUAGGACAGCUUAGAAAACGGACCCCAAACUCACAACGGUGCAGGGCACGUGUGAGCCGAAAGGUAGGCGGGUAACGACGACACCUGUCUCUUCUUUUUCACGCCCAGUAACGUUACGUUACGUAAAAGACCAACCGCUAAACGAGAGCUAACGUUAGCUAAGCGCCUGAAUAAGCGGUGUGCACUCGCUAUUAAAUAUACGCUUUUUACUGAUUAGAAAUAGCUAUCACGGUGUAAAACGACGGUUUGUUUUAAGUGUGGGCAACCGUUGGCUUCGACGGCGCGAGCCGUGUUGUCGCGGCCUAGCUGCUCGCGACGUUAAAAAGGUGGUUAUCUUCAUCGCCUGACGCUAAAGUUCAGUCCAAAACAACAAUGGCACCGCCGGGUGAACCCGCUCACCGCGAGCUGUCUCCCGGUGCACGUGAGCACCCGAAGCCGCCAUCGUUAAAUAUGUAGCGUUACCUUAUUGGUGUUGUUUUAAAAAUAUUUUCGCCCGUAAACUUCGCAUCGGCGUACAAUCCAGGACACGUAAAAUCACUUCUUCUCAGGCGUGAAAAUCUGAGGCCAUCGGCGUUCAAUCAUCUUGGACGAUGACAACAUCGAUGGCUCCGCCUCCUCGGAGCGUCAAAGCGGUUCACCGAUCUACAAGCCGAGCGCGAGCGUCGGCUUCAGGCGUUUAGGCCGAUCCAACGCUUGUGAGCUCGCGCUGGUUUCCGCCGCCCCCGGAACACAACGCGUCUGUGAUUGGUUCGUUAUUGCGGGUUGCGUUUAGGGACGUCCGAAAUUAGUUGUUCAUCAGAAUACUAUGCUUUGAACUGAGAUAACUAACUAAAUAUGUGGUCCAAUAUGUACCGGAUAGUACAGUAAAAUGCGUAAUUUCUUGAACAAAUAGCAUCAUCGUUUCGACGGGCUUGGUUGUACAGUUGAAUUUAAAAGAGCAGCUAAUUUCGUUUUGCUGCUUGCUGGAGGCUUUUAUUUUGACAGCGCACCGGAAAAUACACUUACACACGAAUCGUCGGUGGUCGAAGGUCCAGAAGUGGACUUUGUCUUUUAAGAAAUUAUUCCACUGUUCAACCUCGAUAUUGCAUGAACUGCAGGGUGAUGUUGAGGAGUGUAUUCAGGUACAUUGGGACCAAUCCUGUAGCUGGCCAAAGAAGUAUGUCUCAAAGUAGCCUUGCUGGAAAGGUCGCCAUAGUCACUGCCUCCACAGAAGGAAUUGGUCUGGCUGCAGCUCAGGCUCUGGGAAAGAGAGGAGCCCAUGUGGUGGUGAGCAGCCGGCGGCAGGCCAACGUGGACAAGGCUGUGGCGUUGCUGCAGAGCCAGAGCAUCCAAGUGACUGGCACCACCUGUAACGUUGGCAAAGCAGAAGACAGAGAAAAAUUGGUCCAAACGACUCUGGAUCAGUGCGGCGGCAUAGACAUCCUGGUAUCCAACGCAGCAGUCAACCCUUUCUUCGGAAACAUCAUGGACUCCACAGAGGAGGUCUGGGACAAGAUCCUGUCUGUAAAUGUGAAAUCAGCCUUCCUCAUUACUAAGUUGGUGGUGCCUCAUAUGACGAAGAGGGGAGGGGGGAAUGUGGUAUUUGUGUCAUCUGUGGCUGGAUACCAACCGAUGCAGGCUCUGGGCCCGUACAGUGUGAGUAAGACAGCUCUGCUGGGUCUGACCCGGGUGCUGGCCCCCGAGCUGGCCCACAGUAACAUAAGAGUCAACUGCGUGGCCCCUGGAGUCAUCAAAACCCGCUUCAGCUCCGCGUUAUGGGGAAAUGAAGACAUCAUGGACGAGUUUAAAAGCCAGCUCAGCAUCAAAAGAGUCGGAGAGCCGGAGGAAGUCGGGGGAGUGAUUGCCUUCUUGUGCUCCGAGGAGGCGUCCUACAUCACGGGAGAGACCAUCACGGUGACCGGAGGGAUUGGCUGCCGACUCUGAUUCUCCAGUGGCAACAAACUUGUGUUUUGAUCAUAUGUUGACUACACUCUUGUUGACACGGCUCAGCCACGAUACAUCUACACACUUUGAGAUGAGAGCCAAUACAAGCCACAUACAUUUUAUUUAAUUUCAACAGUGAUAAGAUGACAUUCAAUUUACAAAUAAUGAAUAAUUGUGACGGUUUUCAUUCAAUGAUACGCGCCCCGAUGUGAUGUAUAAGUACUUAAAUAUACAUGUGAUUG